This is a messenger RNA of Aquila chrysaetos chrysaetos, 4329 nucleotides long. RefSeq names its product protein phosphatase 1 regulatory subunit 37-like. The transcript is spliced from 15 exons. Gene Ontology annotation, molecular function: protein binding. Lineage: Eukaryota; Metazoa; Chordata; Aves; Accipitriformes; Accipitridae. The record is from RefSeq and is a predicted model, not a curated record. Bases 776 to 2863 code for a protein of 695 amino acids.
CGGCGUCGGAGGCGCAGGCCGCUGCGGUGCUGGCGGGUGGCGGCGGCGGCUCCGGUCCCCUCCGGUCCGCGGUGGCCGUCCCCGUUCCCGUUCUCCCCUUCCCUCCCCGCCGCGCAGCGGCUCCUGAGCUCCGGGCGAUGCCCCCGGGGCUGCGGUGAGGAGGGAGAACUCCGCCAUGGAGGUGCCGGGACAGGGUAGUGGACCGCUGACCGUCCCCCCCGAACCCGGUAACGAAACGCCGCCUCCCGUUGAGGUUUCCCUCUCUGGGGCGGCUCAGGGAAACGAAGACGGGCGGUUGCGGCCCGGUGCUAAGCGGGUAACGUUUCCCUCCGACGAGGAUAUCGUCUCCGGGGCGGUGGAGCCCAAGGACCCCUGGAGACACGCUGCUGUUCCCCUUGUGUGGGAAGACGGGACGUGAAGCCUCGCCUGGGAGAAGAAGCAGCAGCAGCAGGAUGCUCCCGAGCAGAGGCAAAGAGUUAAGAGAUCUCAUUUGGUGACCUCGGGGAUGGAGGCUUUCUGCCGGUGCCUCGUCAGCUGAGCGGCUGUGGUUUGUGUUUUCCAGUGCCUGUGCCGUCGCUGGAGCAGGUCCUGGUGAAGCCGGCGGCUGCUCUGCCAGGAGCUGUGGGCUAAAAUUAGUAGAAAAUUAGUGGAUGAAACACAUCGAGCUACACAGGAGGUUGGGAAAUACCCUCAAUAUUGCUCUUUGGAUCUUAAUCCGCCGAGCAAUAAUAAAGAGAUUAAUCAAUAAGCCCAGAACGUGACUGUCGAUGAAAUCAUGACCGCCUACAAGCAAGCCUGCCAGAAGCUGAACUGCAAGCAAAUACCCAAACUACUGAAACAGAUACAGGAAUUUAAAGAUCUGGCUCCCAGGAUAGACUGCUUAGAUCUGAAAGGGGAGAAGCUGGAUUACAAAGCCUGCGAGGCGCUGGAAGAAAUUUUCAAGCGGGUCCAGUUCAAAAUUGUCAAUUUGGAGCAAACGAGCUUGGAUGAAGACGGUGCCUCGGCGUUAUUUGAUAUGAUUGAGUAUUAUGAGUCAGCAACGCACCUCAACAUCUCCUUUAAUAAACACAUCGGCACCCGAGGCUGGCAGGCAGCUGCCCACAUGAUGAGGAAGACAAACUGCCUGCAGUACCUGGAUGCCCGAAACACGCCCUUGCUGGACCACUCGGCGCCCUUCGUGGCGCGUGCCCUCCGCAUCAGCAGCAGCCUGAUCAUCCUGCACCUGGAGAACACCAGCCUUUCGGGACGCCCGCUCAUGCUGCUGGCCACGGCUCUGAAGAUGAACAUGAACCUGCGGGAGCUGUACCUGGCCGAUAACAAGCUGAACGGGCUGCAGGAUUCGGCUCAGCUCGGCAACCUGCUGAAGUUCAACAGCUGCAUACAGAUACUCGACCUGCGGAACAACCACAUCCUGGACUCAGGCUUGGCAUACAUCUGUGAAGGGCUGAAGGAGCAGCGGAAAGGGCUGGUCACUCUGGUUUUGUGGAACAACCAGCUGACUCACACCGGCAUGGCCUAUCUGGGGAUGACGCUGCCUCACACGCAGAGCCUGGAGACCUUGAACCUGGGCCACAAUCCCAUUGGGAACGAAGGCAUCCGCAACCUGAAGAAUGGGCUGAUCGGGAACCGCUCUGUCCUUCGCCUGGGCUUGGCGUCCACCAAACUGACCUGCGAAGGUGCUGUGGCAGUGGCGGAAUUCAUCGCGGAGAGCCCGCGGCUCCUUCGCCUGGACCUGCGAGAGAAUGAGAUCAAGACGGGUGGCCUCAUGGCGUUGUCGCUGGCUCUGAAGGUCAACCACUCACUGCUGCGCCUCGACUUGGACAGGGAGCCCAAGAAGGAGUCGGUCAAAAGUUUCAUCGAAACCCAGAAGGCUCUCCUGGCCGAGAUCCAGAAUGGCUGCAAGCGCAACUUCAUCCUGGCCAAAGAGAAGGAGGAGAAGGAACAGAAGCUGCAGCAGUCGGCCUCGAUGCCGGAGAUCACCGUGACGGAGCCUCUGGAGGAGGAUCCGGCAGAGGACGGCCGAGACGGCAGUGCUACCUCUGCUCCGGAAGAGGGGGAAGAAGCCGGGGAGACCCUGACGGCCUCAGAGAAUGUGGACACGGAGUCAGCGGAGGACGGCGAUGAUGGAAACAACAUGAUGGACUCUGAUUCGGACACGGAUGAGGAGGCGGACGCUGGGUUAGAGACGAUGGACUUGAGUGAAAUGCUGCCGAAAAGCCCCGACUCCACUGACAGUGCUACCGCACCCCAGCCGCAGCUGUCCCCGGAGAAGCCGAGGGAUCAGCUGCCCCCCCUGCACAUCGCCGAGGAAUCGCAGCGUGAUGCUGGCAUGGGGAGUCCUGCCAUCUCUCCAGCCUCCGCACCCUCCCAGGGAAAUGAGAGAAGGAUUUCGGUUUCCAGUCCUGGGCGAGGCCAUAAAAUCUUCGUGGUGACGCGAGUGGAGAGCCUGCCGGAGCGAGCUGCCAAUGCUGUGUGCCCACAGGAGGACACCACUGCUGUCGCGAAAUCCGUUGAGUCCCAGAACCUGGCUCCGGCCACAAAACCUGAACUCCUGGCACCCUGGGCAAACGGAACAGUUCCUGAAUCUGCUGCUGGCUUGGCAGCCCUGCCAGCAAUGCUGAGCAUCGGUUCCGACCCUGAGCAGGGUGACCCUGCGGUCUGCGAGAGCUUGGCCCGCAACACUCCCCUCCCCAACGGGCUGAAGAUGGAUUUUGUGCGAGCACUGCCGGAGGCAUCCUCAGAUGGCGAUGGCAAAAUGGGGAGCUGUGCUGCCGAGCACGAGCUGAGCUGCUCCAAGAACGAGCAGGAGCUGGAGGAACUGCUCCUCGAGGCCAGCCAGGAUGCGGGGCAGGAGCCCCUGUGACCCCAGGUUCUCGGGGACACUCGGCAUCGAGGGGAGGCUCUGGCGUAGCUUCAUUCUCUUCCCACUCCACACAACGAUUUAAGAAACCAACCUCGGACUUCAGGACAAAGGGUUAUAUUCAAAUUUUCUUUUUCCCCAAAACAGUUGUUUCCUGCUCCCGGACUCUCUUCCCCAGGGACCCGAUUCGCCUCCCCUGAGCAGAGGGACCCUGCUGUGUCCCCAGGGUGAUGGAGGGAAGGGAAGGAGAGCAGAGAAAAAUGACCCAGACGGGGAUGUCGCUGUUCCCAGCCGUCCCUGCCCUCGCUGGACACUACCUGAUGCCUUCGCCUUUUCUUUUUCUAUCUUUCUCCGAGGAGGAGAUCCCGUGCAGGGGUGAAGGUGGCACAGCAUCAGUCCCACUGAGAAAUUCAAACCACACACUACAGGGACCGAGACGCUGGCAGCAUGUGCUGGGAGGAGGAUGGAGGGCUGCGCCAUCGGGCUGCUGUCGCCCACGGGAGAACGUCUCUCACUAAAGAUACCCAGGACAGGCUGUAUCCACAGCCGCAAUGGUUAUUUAUUUUUAAUUUCAUUUUUUUGUUUGUUUGUUUGUUUGUUCUCGGUAUAUAUUUAUCAUCAGCUGCAAAAUUACUGGGUGGGGAUUUAGAGGAUGGUGUUAGAAUUAAUUAAUUCCUUCUGGGCUAACCUGCAACUGAACUCCUGCUCUGGGGCUGCUGAAAAAAAAAAAAAAUAAUACAACCAGAAACACAAAAAAAAGCAGCAUUGGUGGAGCCCCCCCGCCGCCAUGCAAACCCCAACCCUGGGGGCUGUCGCUUCCUGAGGGGCUGAGGCUGGGAGAGGAGCAGCCUGGGGGCUGCCAGGACACAAGCCCCUUCCUUGCAGCCGGCUGUGCCGGCACGGCGUCUUCCCGGCAAAGUGGGGAACCCUCCCCCCCCUUUUUUUUUGAGGGGGGUGAUCUAAGGGUGGGAACCUGACACGGUGACAGGAACUGGUCCUUUGGCAUCCUCUUUGAUCCGACUUCCCACCCUGGGGAUCCCCCCAGGGAAAAAAAACUGCUGGCAUAGGGUGGGCGACUGCUGGCAGUGACACUUGGGGGGGGCCCCCCGUCCCCAAAAAAACCCCACCUCCCUGGGCUCCCCAGGGCCGGCCGAACCCCUCCGGGCCCGGCGGGCAGUUUUCUCAGGGAGGGUGUGAAUUUGGGAGGGCACGGGGGGGGUGUCCUGCCCAGCAUUGCCACCGAGGAAGGGGGGGAAGAGGUCGCGUCGCUUUUCUUUCUUAAGUGCAAUAAAUCUAUCAGGGAGCACUGGGGGAGGCCAUGGUGGGGAGACUGGGAUGAGGGGGGGCUGCUGCGGUGCUGACACUAUGGCUGGGGGCUGGCGGCCAUCAAUCUGCUGGUGUUUGUCAUUUCUUUCUGUCGUGUAUUUUUGUUAACGCUGUUUUCUAUUAAACGAGAUCUGCAUUCAUCA